Messenger RNA from Gadus morhua (Atlantic cod), 8817 nucleotides. It is a transcript of the gene atad2b, whose product is annotated as ATPase family AAA domain containing 2B. Gene Ontology annotation, cellular component: nucleus. The record is from RefSeq and is a predicted model, not a curated record. Gene Ontology annotation, molecular function: ATP binding; ATP hydrolysis activity; chromatin binding. Gene Ontology annotation, biological process: nucleosome disassembly; transcription initiation-coupled chromatin remodeling; nucleosome assembly. NCBI's taxonomy places the organism in Eukaryota, Metazoa, Chordata, Actinopteri, Gadiformes, Gadidae.
CGAGUGAGUGGGAACAAACCAUAUUUAAUCAUGCACAAACCCCAGAAACUUGUUCGUGUCAUGCCACUGCAGCAUAAAUCAUACAGAGGCUUUUAUUAAUUCACAGCACCACCAGAAAGACACGACACCUGUCAAACCCCGUUCCCCAGACUGACGGCCCCGGACUGGCGGGUCGGUCGGCGCGGCGGCUUCAGUCUGCCUGCUGACAGCAGAGCGGAGCGGAGCGACAGAAAGAGAAAUGGCGCCUCGGUGCUGCACUCACUGAGGGGAGGCAGUGCUUUGGAGCCUACAGAAAGACUGAAUAAGGGACACAAACAAACACACACGCGAGGGGAGCGACAUGGUGAACACACGAAAGAGAGCACGGCCUCUGCCUAGCAAUCCGUUCAUCUCGUCGAGGACUAGGUCGUCGUCCAGAAAUGAGCCAAACUCUGAGGAACAUAAGGAGCCUGUGAGUGACGUGAGUAGUCCCAGCAGCCCGAGGAUGACCCCUCCCUCCAAGCGGACGCGUAGACAAAUUCCCUCCACCCCCUGUUCCAGUGACACCUCUCCGUCUCCCCAGACCAAGGGUCAACGGGUCAACUGGGAAAUCCCCACUUAUCGCACCAGGCUGUCCUCUCGCACAAUGCAAAAUGGACACGCCCAUAUGAGCCAUCGCGACGAGCCGGGAGGCGGGGACGAUCACUCUCGCAUGAAUGGUCACGUGGGGCUGAAGCGGGUGAGCUGCCGGGUGAAGAAGAGCCAGUUUGAGCACCUCAACCAAAGCCUGCUGUUCGACCAGCUGGUCAACAGUACUGCUGAGGCUGUUCUGCAGGAGAUGGAUAACAUCAGCAGCAUCCGGCAGAACCGAGAGGUGGAGCGUCUGCGCAUGUGGACCGGAGACACUGAGGAGGAGAACAUGGACAUGUACUCACGAGUCAAGCGCCGGAAAUCCUUGCGGAGGAACACGUUCAACAUACCUCCACACCACAAAGUCCUGAGCAAGAAAAAGCAGCAGGAGGAUGAUGAUGACGACGACGAAGAGGAGGAGGGCACUGAAGAGUCGCACGGCGAGGAAGGGGAAGAGGCAGAGGACGACGACGACGAAGACGACGAAGAGGAUGAAGCGGAGGAGGCAGGGGAGGCCAACGGCCGGCCGUACAACCUUCGCCAGCGCAAGGCCAUGCAGCGGUACGAGGCUCCGCCUAUCGAGCCUGUGAACAGAAAACAAAGCAACCCGUCCCUGUUCGACACCCACAGAUCUCCAGCAAGAAGAAGCCAUAUAAGAGUGAAGAAACACGCCAUCCACAGCAGUGACACCUCCUCCUCUUCGGACGAGGAGCGCUUCGAGAGGAGGAAGAGCAAGAGCAUGACGCGGGCCAGGAACAGGUGUUUGCCGAUGAAUCUGGGCACAGAGGAGCUGUCAGGCGGGGUGCUGCGGAAUCCGGGUGAAAGUGGUGCCAGCCUAGCAGAUGUGGACCCCAUGAACCUCGCUAGCUCGGUGAGGUUUGACAGUGUGGGAGGGCUCAGUAAGCAGAUCCAGGCCCUGAAGGAGAUGGUGGUGUUCCCGCUACUUUACCCAGAAGUCUUUGAGAAGUUCAAGAUUCAGCCUCCGAGAGGCUGCCUGUUCUACGGCCCGCCAGGAACGUGGAAGACCUUAGUGGCACGGGCGCUCGCCAACGAUUGUAGCCAUGGCGACAAGAAGUUGUCGUUCUUCAUGAGGAAAGGAGCCGACUUGCCUCAGCAAGUGGGGUCGGCGAGUCGGAACGGCAGCUGCGCCCUGCUCUUCGACCAGGCGUACCUGAUGAGGCCGUCCAUCAUCUUCUUUGAUGAGAUCGACGGCUUGGCUCCUGUCCGAUCCAGCAGGCAGGACCAGAUACACAGCUCCAUCGUGUCCACUCUGCUGGCCUUGAUGGACGGUCUGGACAGCCGCGGGGAGAUAGUGGUCAUCGGUGCUACAAACAGACUUGACUCUAUCGACCCCGCUCUCCGAAGGCCGGGCCGCUUUGACAGGGAGUUCCUCUUCAGCCUGCCCGACAAGAAGGCCCGAAAGCACAUCCUUGAGAUCCAAACAAGGGACUGGAACCCCUCAUUGGCCGAGCUGUUCGUGGACGAACUGGCAGAGAAAUGUGUCGGCUACUGCGGCGCUGACCUCAAAGCACUUUGCACGGAGGCGGCGCUGAUGGCGCUGCGACGCCGCUACCCGCAGAUCUACAGCAGCAGCGUCAAGCUCCAGCUGGACGUCUCCUCCAUCACCCUGGGGGCCGCCGACUUCAGCAAGGCCCUGCAGACCAUCGUCCCGUCCUCCCACAGGGCCCUGGCUCCGUCGGGGCGCGCCCUGGACCCUGCCCUCAGGCCCCUCCUGGACCACUCCCUCUCUCUGGUGCUGAAGUCCCUGCUGCGAGUGUUCCCCCACGCCGCCACGCAGCAGACCGACGGGGACAAUGCAAAUGGCGGAGACAAUCAACAGCUAGAAGAGGAUUUAUGCAGCGACGACGACAAUGAAUGCACCCCCUCCAUCUACGAUGUCAACCCCGCCGGGCCCACCAUGAGCCUGCUCCCCUUCCCCACGUCUCAAAGACCCUUCCUUCACCUCUCAACCUCAGUGCUCCAGCAGCCAACGGCGUAUCGGCCCCGGCUGCUCCUGGCCGGGCCCCCGGGCUCGGGCCAAAGCUCCCACUUGGCCCCUGCCCUGCUCCACCACCUGGACAAGCUUCCAGUGCACCGUCUGGACCUGCCCACCCUCUACUCAGUCAGUGUGAAGACUCCAGAGGAGUCCUGUGCUCAGGUGUUUCGGGAGGCGCGUCGGAGCGUGCCCAGCGUGGUGUUCAUGCCACACAUCUCCGAGUGGUGGGAAGCUGUGAGCGAGACUGUGAAAAGCACCUUCCUCACCCUGCUCCACGACGUCCCCUCCUUCAGCCCCAUCCUCAUCCUCGCCACCAUCGAGUCCCCCUACUCACAGCUGUCCGAGGAGGUGAAGUGUUUGUUCCAGAGGGCCUUCGGGGAAGUGGUGACGCUGUCUCCUCCUGGUGAGGAGGAACGGAAGAACUUCUUCUCUGAUCUGCUUUUGGUGCAGGCUGUCCGGCCUCCACCACAGCCCCGCGCCACAGUAGAGAGGGGUGCGGAGGUGCUGCCGGUAGCCGAGGCCCCUGGCCCCCGGGCGCUGUCGGCCGAGGAGCAGCGGCGUCUGGCGGAGCAGGAGGAGAACACGCAGCGCGAGCUCAGGCUCUUUCUCAGGGACGUGACCAAGCGCCUGGCGACGGACAAGCGCUUCAGCAUCUUCAGCAAGCCCGUCGACAUCGAUGAGGUGUCGGACUACCUCGACGUGAUCCGCCAACCCAUGGACCUGUCCACCAUCAUGACCAAGAUCGACACGCACCGCUACCUGACCACCAAGGAGUUCCUCCUAGACGUGGACCUCAUCUGCAGCAACGCGCUGGAGUACAACCCGGACAAGGAUCCCGGAGACAAGGUGAUACGACACCGUGCCAGCAGCCUAAAGGACAGCGCCCAUGCCAUAUUUGCCUCUGAGCUGGACCCAGAGUUUGACCGCAUGUGCGAGGACAUCAAGGAAGCCCGCAAGAAGAGGGACUUUCAGACGCCAGCCCAGCCGACUGCAGCUCCCGGCGCCGCCGUGGCAACCAGAAAGCACAGCACCGUGGGAGAUGAGCGAGCAGGGAGCAGCACUCAGGGCGAAGCAGCCGACAAGCAGUGUGCCAGUAACCACUUGAAGCGCAAGGUGCGGCGGCGGCCAUUUUGGGGGCGCGGCAUCAUCAGGAAGAAGAAGAUUUACAAGAAAGGCAUCGAGGAGGAAGAGGAGGAGCCCGAGGGGGACACCACGGGCCCUUGUGACUCCUGUCUCACGCUGGACGAGGAAUCGUCGUGUGACACCAUGCCGCCCCAGCCCAACGGCCACCACGCACCCUCCCUCGGGCCUUCCACGGAGGAAGAGAGCUCCAACGAACCUCCGGUCGCCCCGCCCACCCUUCUCCCUGCAAUCGAGCCACUGGUCGCCCUGCCCGCCCUCCUCCCAGCAGGCGAGCGACCGAUCGCCCUCCUCCCAGCGAACGACCCUCCGGCCGCCCUCCCCACCCUCCUCCCUGCAAACGAGCCACCCCCAACCGAGGUCCGGGCGAAGGCCGAGGAGCAGAGCGGCAGCGGGCCGGAGCCCAGGGACGCGAGGAAGGACGCGCAGGCACAGUCCGUCGGUGGCGGUCAACAUCCAACACCAGCAGCGCGGCGGGCUGAACCCAAGCCCGAGACGGACGCCGUGUCUCUGGGCGCAGACGCGAAGGACAAAGGGGACAGCGGAGCCUCAGAGUUGGAGUGCGUGAACGGGGACGAGUCCAUGGACAGCCUGGACUCUUCCAGCCCCACAAAGAGCUGCGGGGAGGGGGACACGAACGCGCAGGACGUGGCUGAAGGCUCGGCAAAACCCGGGCGGGAAGAGCAAGGCGUCGCGGCGGAGGCUGGAGAAACUCAGGUUCUGCCCCCCCAGGAAGGGAGCUCGGGGGCGGAGGUAGCAGACGAAGGCCACGAUGCAGAGGACUGCGAUAAAGAAGGGAUCAGCGGGAGACGUCGUACGAGGAGCCAAUCAGAACAGAUUGUGCAAUCUGACGAGAAAACGGAGGAGACUCCAUUCCACGCUGCACCGUCUCCUCCUCCUCCACCACCACCACCGCCGCCGCCACCACCACCCCUAAUCAUUGACCACCAGCGACUUUCGGCUCUGCUGGGAGCGCUGGUACGGAAGAGCGAUGGCUACAGCGUGGAUCAGCUGGAGCGCCUGUACUCCCUCCUCAGUCAGUGUAUCUACCAGCGACGCAGGGACUACGACAAGACCCGGCAACUGGAGGACAUGGAAGAGUGCGUCCAGCAUUUCGACACAUUCCUGUGAGACCCAGAAGUCACUCUAGGGGGGUGGUGAAGCCCCCUCCCCGGGGGGCUAGGAGUAAGAGGAGUAAGAGAGUGUUGGACCAUGGAGGCAAGACGAAACAAGACGCAGAACAAAACACAAGGAGAGGGAGCAGGAGAGAGAGAGAUAGACUAUGGGCAACUUUCAGAGUCCAGUCCUUUAACGUGACGGUGGAGGUGAUGUCGGUGCUGGGGAAACGCGAAAAAAAGAGCAAAUCAAGCCCCCUUCCUGUGGCCGAAGCGUGGACAUGGAGAAGGGGACAUUCUAUGGUGCUAUUGUCUCAGGAAACUGGCCCGACCCAGAUCGGUUCUGCAUAACCAAACUCCUGGAGGUGUUGUGUCAAUCGCACACGCGCACACACACUGAUGUAUACAUAGACAGAAACACUCACACACACCCAUACAUACACAAACACAAAGAAACAAGCGCAAGGAAACACACACACACACACACACAUGCACACACCCUGGCACAUUCAGACACACACACACACAUCCAGACACAUCCACACACACAAACACAUCCAGUCACAUCCAGACACGCACACACAGAAACAUAGACAAACACACACACACACACACACACUGAUAAACUCAUGCACACGGACACAACCACAGGCCACGCUGGUGCUACUCGGGUGCUAUGCUAACGUUUAUCCAUGCUGCUCUUGGGAUUACCUUCACACUCUGGACUCCCGGACAAGCUACAAUCACACUGAUUGGGUGAUGUCAAACCUGCCCAUGUCUUUUAUAGGUGCUGGCCGUGUACACACGUUUGUGCAAACACACUAAUGCAGACUGGGAAACAAACGCAAAAGACAAGUGUGCGAGUGAAGGACACGCACAAGCGCACACACUGAGAAGAUCCUCACCAGCAGAAGUGUGAAUGUGAAACGAGGGCGGGUGUGGUUCUGGAUCACUGAACUAUUCUACUCUCUCGCCCUUCGGUGCCGUGUUUCAUCAUUCGGCGGUUAUCUCAUGGCCCAUUUCCAGCUUCUUUGCAGUCUCCAUUAUUAUAUUACGAUUCUGUGUCCCCUCCCUCACACCCCUAACAAGGAUUUUUGAGUUCACACACUUUCAGUCGGUCCGUCGACGGAGUAAAUAACAACCUACUCCUCAGCGUCUCACCGACAUGUUCCUCGAGGUUGCGUUAGUGGGAAAAAAGCAAAAAAAAACAAUGACGACAAAAAAAAAUAAAAGGAGCAGCUAGCCAAAAAAAAGUUUGACUUUACCGCGUUGCGGUGCACGCAAAACCUCUCCCUCCGAACUGCGAAACUCUCGGACCUCCCUUCGACUUGUUAUUCGAAGUAUUCCCCUUGAUCGUCACGUGGCGACGGCGGUGGUGCUCAUACAGGCCCCUCCCACACACACACAGCCCGUUCACAGUGUACAUGUUUCCCUUCCCAAUCAAGCUGUGUCCCCCGCGUGCCGCCUCGGCUUCCUUUCCUGACACCCAGGCGGGGGGAACUGGAAGCGGUUCAGACUAGAACCUCGUCUGUAGUUUUCUGCACUGCCUAGCGUGUGCCUUAUUUGAAACGUUGUGGGUGAAUCCGUACGUUGGCCUGGUUUCAGGGAUUUAUUUAGGGUUCGUCACCGGUCUGGGGGGGACCCGCUUUUCAACCCUUUGCCCCCCACUUUGUGUUGAGGUCUGUGUGUUUAUAAAUACACACUCUCUCAGGCUCACAAAUUUAGUCACUUGUGACCAGACUUGGGACAUGACCAAAGGAGUUAUUAUUUGCCCAAAAAUAUCAAAAAAUUAAACACAAACAAAAAAUAUCUCAAAAUGGACAGAAAACAGCAGAAAGAGCGACGACAUCAUCUGUGACUCAUAUGAAGCGUAUACAUCGUGCAUAUGCCUCGCGGUCCAGUCAUGUAAAGCAGGCGCACCUCAACUUAAACUUGAGUUUUGAUGUAUAUAAAUAUAAGCGUAUGUUCAGUUCAAUAGACCCAUGCAGCGGUUAAUUAGGGAAGUUAACCAACAAUGCCAACGUCUUAUUGGCUAGUUCACAGCAGGAUUCUCUGUGCCAUGAUGUGCCCCCCCCCCCUUUCCUCAACCACCUCUUCUUCAUAGGUGCUAGGCUGUGAAUACAGUGGUGCUCGUUCCCCUUCGACACAGAAACACUCGAGAUCCGAUGUCAGACGGGCCGCACAGAAAUGCAUUCUUCACCCGUAUUGUUUUGUCAUCCUGCUUCUAAAGAGACGCAUACGAAAUGGCUCCGGAAUCGAUGUUGAAAUUGUUUUUCUUCUCCCGAGUCGUCGGCGUGUGAUAAUGAUCAAGGACAUUCUAGGCAGUGCCAGUCGCUAAGAAAUGAAAUUCAUUUUCGUUGUGGUUUUGCCGGUUUCCCAUUUGAUUUUUGUUUUUUCUCUUCCCGCGUACAUCAGUUAAAAAAAAAAAUAAACGCCCGAGGGAUUUCGUCUCCGGAGGGGCAACACAAUAUUUGUCAUCUUGUCUGCAGUCAAGUCAAACACAUUAACUGAAGUUAUGAAAUAACAAUCCUGGCGUUGCCAUGUUUGUUUUGUUUGUUCGAACGAGAACCCGUUCAGCAGACGUGGGCUUCAACCACAAACGCGGCCGGCCUCCCUGCAACGUCGGCGACCGCUGUGAGACAAACCCGCCGUCUACCGCUAUCUCUCCAUCACCCCCACUCACCACGGCCUUCUCCUCCGCUUCCACCGCGCGGUCCGAUAAGAAAGCGCAAACAGACUGGCAUCCACGGCCUGGCACUCGGGACUACUGCAGAGAGAAACCAGAGCUACCUCAGCCUAAUUUAUUUUGAACACAACAACCACAUCAACACAUGUGAGUUUACUGGGUAUAGUAUGCAGUACUUUGUUGUUUUUUUUGUUUUUGUUUUUUUUCUUCUGAAAACUGUCUCAGCACAUACCAGCGAAGGUACAACAUGAUCUGUUCCACGUCUGUCGCAGUUAUCCCAGGUGUAUUUCAUUCUAUUUGUUGUGGGGGGGCUUUUAUUUUGUUUCCGUAGGUUCGUCUGUUUACAAUUGAGCCCGAAGGAAUCGUUGCUUAUGUUAAGGAAACUUCUUCAACUGUAUGAUUUUAAACUUUCGAGUUGACAAAGCAGAUAUCUUUUUUUUUUUUCAGUCGUAGGCUUAUUGCCUUGUAUUAUCUCGAUGGAAUUUGUUUUUCUUCAAAUUAUAAGUUUUGCAGGUUCUCAUCUCACUUGGAUCUAUUAUUUGUUUCCUUUUAUUUAUUAAUGAUAUUAAACAUGUUUUUUCACUUCAUUUUCAGUAUAACGUCUUUUUUUUGUACAUUUGAUGUGUAACGAAUGAAAGUUGUGUAGCGUUUGUGUAGCAGGUUUUUUGGGGCUGCAUGUGAGGGGAAUUUAGGGUUUACAGUUCUCUCAGGUUCAACACAUGCAACACUUGCUCUUUAAAGUUUCUAUUUAUUUUCAAUGUGAUUUGGGGUUAGGUGGUCAACAUACUGGUAAAAACUUAAUCGCAGAACAGAAUUUCACAAGAAAUAUGGCAUUUCAGUCUGUCUACAGACCACAAGAUGGGUGUAUUCAAACUGGUACUUUCGUCUCCUAUGUUUCGUUACUUUUGUGUCCUUUUGCCAAGAGGGUAAUACAUUUGAUUAAAAAUGCAUUUCAGAGUAAAAUAAAUUGAUAGUGAAAUGUCACACAUUUAAUGUUGAUACAUUUAAGGACUAACAACCAAUUUUUGUCUGGUAGUUGAGACUACUUAAUCCAAUAAUGGCGUUCAUUUUUUUCUUACAUGUUUUCCACACCUUUUUGACACGUUUUGUCAAUAGCUUUUGUAGCAUUUUAAGAUUUGUUUUGGAAAAUAAACACAAACCCAUUCUUAUGUAUGUGUUACAUUUAGUGUAAAUUAAAAUUUAAAAUGUAACACUUACUGUACUUCUGAAUAAACUGCUGUGAUAUACUUAAAUAAAGGUUAAAAUUGUAA